Messenger RNA from Mesorhabditis spiculigera, 525 nucleotides. The record is from the annotation of a GenBank genome assembly. NCBI's taxonomy places the organism in Eukaryota, Metazoa, Nematoda, Chromadorea, Rhabditida, Rhabditidae.
AUGGCGAAGAGGGUCCUCUUCACGUGCUUCAAUUGCAAGACGUGCGACUUGCCGUUCGAUGCGCAGCACGGCGGCGCCCACACGCCGUACGUCGGCUCGUUCGACGGCAAGCUGCUGGUGGCCUGCCAGACGGCGUCUUUUGACGACCCUCUGCACUCUGAGAUCCAGCGCGGGAUCAUGACGUUGAUGGUCGCCGGGGGCGGAAAGCUGGCCGACGUGACCAAGCAGCAGUACUUCGCCGACGGGACGCGCAUCACCGACGAGAUGGAGCGUCUGCUCGAAGACUUCUCCAAUGAGUGCGAGAUCUACAUGCCCGUCGCCCGCAAGUUCAACGACCGCAUCAUGGAUUUCAAGGUGGAGCAGCUCGGUGUUCGUGGAUCGCAGAUUGACGUCAGGCCCUCGGUGGAGGCGGCUGCUGCCAAGGAGCACCCCCAGCCCAAGAAGGUCGUCGAGGCCGUGGCUGCUCAGGAGCCAGCCGCUGGGCAAGCUGCACCCGCUGCUGCCGCCGUCCCCUCCGCUGGACAG